Molecule: messenger RNA, 2877 nt
Organism: Malus domestica (apple)
Lineage: Eukaryota; Viridiplantae; Streptophyta; Magnoliopsida; Rosales; Rosaceae
Source: RefSeq, a predicted model, not a curated record
UCAAACGGUUUAUGUGGAUGUAUGAUGAUAUUUAUUGUUGGAUGCGUAAAUUGUAGACGAUAUAAACAUACUUUAAAUAGCUAGUUACAAGUAACUUUUGGGUCUCAGCAAUAUUAGAGAGUGUAUCAACAAAUGUGUCAGUUUUGAAGGUCAAAAUAGUAUCGCCCUAAAAAUCACAGAUUAAAACAUUCUUCCCUUUUCAGUUUUAAUCUUAAUUCCAUCCGUUGACAAAGUAGGCAAUUGGCGUCUUCCCUGAACAACCAUGUUUUUAGAGACUUCUCUGAGUAUGUAUGUAUGUAUGUAUAUAUAUGUAUGUGUGUAUUAUAUAAAAAUCUUUUCUACUUUGGUAAUUGAUUAACUAAUUAAUUAAUUGCUAUUUGCUUCAGCUGCUUCUCUAUUCUGAUUAAAUUAUGCUCCACAGUUCGAAACCAGACAAAGAGAGUUGAUAACUUGUGUAUUACGUUAAUCAUCCUACUCCCAUGUUACCCUUCCUAAUUUGGAACAUAUCUUAAUAUGGUGUUUGUGUGAUUUCCUCUCUCUUUCUCUCUCUCUCUCAGUUCACAUUUUGGAAAGAGUUGAAAUUAACAAUCUUCAAUGAUUGUGGCAAUAUAUGAGACUUUCUCGAAUUAUUUGGAAUGACUUCUGUGUAAGAUUCCUCACCAUUGACCCUUUGAUUGUCUGCAGGGAUGAAUAAAGAUAAUGGCCAUUUGCAAUUGAAUAGCUUUUUCUUGAUUUAUAGCAGAAUGAAUAAAGAUAAUGGCCAUUUGCAAUUGAAUAGCUUUUCCUUGAUUUAUACCCAUGUGCUUCGUUUGAGUUUCGUUUUUAUAUCUACAUCUUCGAAGACUUGGCUGGCGGAGAGAUUGAAGGGAGAGGAGAGCCAUGGUGAAGUUCUUGUGGAUUGGCAUUGUAACAGCACUUGUGUUCAGAACUUGGGUUGAUGGGUUUGUGGAAGAGAAGAAUCUUGAUGAGACGGUGCCAUCUUUGUCGGAGACCAAUGGAAGCUCCCAGGCUUUUAAUGACACACUACUCAUGGUAGAGCUAACACUCGUCAAAGAAGCUGCAGCUAAAGGAGCAGUCUGCUUGGAUGGAACAGCACCUGCUUAUCAUUUACAUCAUGGAUAUGGAUCGGGAGCGAACAGUUGGCUCAUUCACCUUCAGGGAGGAGCAUGGUGUAACGACACCAAAAGUUGUUCUAACCGCACAACUUCACUUUUCGGAUUGGGAUCAUCAGCGUACAUGGAACCAUAUAUGGCAUUUUCUGGAAUACUAAGCAAUCAAUCUGAGGAAAAUCCCGAGUUUUUCAACUGGAAUAGAGUAGAGCUCCGCUAUUGUGACGGUGCUUCAUUUUCUGGGGACAGCGAACGUCAGGAAGCAAAACUGCAAUUUAGAGGACAGCGUAUAUGGUUAUCUGCAAUGGACGAUUUGAUGUCAAAGGGAAUGCGUGACGCGAAAAAUGCUCUUCUUUGUGGUUGCUCUGCCGGCGGUCUGUCAGCAAUUUUGCACUGUGAUGAGUUUCGGGGCUUGUUUCCCACAAGUACAAAAGUGAAGUGCCUGAGUGAUGCUGGAUUUUUUCUUGACGCGGUUGAUAUUUCCGGUGAACGCACACUGAGGGAUUAUUAUAGUGGUGUUGUAAGCUUGCAGGGGGUGCAAGAAAAUCUGCCGCGAUUCUGUACUAGUCACCUCGAUCCUACUUCGUGCUUCUUCCCGGAGAACUUAAUUGUGAACAUUACAACCCCGCUAUUUAUACUCAAUUCAGCAUACGAUUCGUGGCAGAUCAAUAACAGUUUAGUUCCACCAUCAGCAGAUCCGUGUGGCGAGUGGGAGAGUUGCAGAUAUAACCUUGCAAGUUGUUCUGCAUCACAGAUGCAAAUUCUGCAAGGAUUCAGGAAUCAAAUGCUGAAUGCAGUAAAACAAUUCUCAAUGCCUAAUCAAAAUGGGAUGUUCAUAAAUUCGUGUUUGGUGCACUGUCAAACGAAGGAAAGUGCAUUGUUUGCUCAUGAAUUUCCAGCUCUUGGAAACAAGACAAUUGGAGAAGCUCUUGGAGAUUGGUAUUUUGAUAGAUCAGAGGUUAAGGUUGUCGAUGAAACUUGCUGCGAUCUGGCUCUUGAAUGAUCAUUGUUUGAUCAAAUUAUUUACACGGUCAUUGUAUUGAGUUGUCUGCACUAUAAUACUACCCCUUCUGCUUAAUGAAAUAAUUUUGUAAUAAUUGAAAUCAAUAAAAUUCUACCAUCAAGGUUCAAAGACCAAAAAACAAAUGAAUGAAUUGGAUAAAAGACGGUAAAAGCGCCGGCAGAUGAUUGAACAAUAUUCUCAUUCUUCCAUGGUGACAACGGUCAGUAGUGCGGUGAUACCGGAUUCCUUGUCUGGAAGAUGUAUGAGUUCCUUGACUCCAGCACAGUCAAUCUCCCAUCGUGGUCUGGACACAAUUUCCCCCACUCUGCCGGAUACAAUUCAAACGGUUUACGUGGAAGUAUGAUGAUAUUUAUUGUUGGAUGCGCAUACAUGGCCUUUCUCAUCUAGUUCUAUGUACACGUUUCAGGGUUGAUUUGUAUUUUGACAUUCAUAAUUUAUAUAUGUAUAGAGAAAAUGGGGCCAAUUCUUAAGCAGAAUCCGUUCAUCUGUAGCUGGAGCAGGACUUUUGCAACAUUAAGAAGAGACGUACCACAGUAAAGUAGGCACAAUCAAAUCUCCAUUAUCCCAGUAAAGUGUGGAGAAAAUCAGGCCUCUUCCUAUACAAGCGGGAUCCAUGUCGAUAACAUAUCCGCAACUAUUGUAUUAGUAUGUAUACCGUUGACAAUAUGUUCUCCAUGUAGAUACCAAUGCAGCUACGAUUGAGUGGGAUCCCUCUAUAGAGAAAAGUAUCAAUCAAAACUUUUG